CUUCAAGCCCAGAGUUCUCUGCUCCAGGGACUCAGGUGACUCUGCGCUGCCUGUGUCCCCCCCCUCCCAUCUCGGGUGCCUGGAGGACCCGUGUCACCACAGAAGACAAAAAUGAUCUCAGUGACCUUUGAGGAUGUGGCUGUGAACUUCACCCAGGAGGAGUGGGCUUUGCUGGAUGCUUCCCAGAAGAACCUUUACAGAGAUGUGAUGCUGGAAGUCCUUAGAAACCUGGCUUCUAUAGGAAACAAAUGGAAUGAAAAGAACAUUGAAGAUGAGAUCAAAAAUUUUGAGAGCAUUCUAAGGUAA
Urocitellus parryii (Arctic ground squirrel) is the source of this 306-nucleotide messenger RNA. The record is from RefSeq and is a predicted model, not a curated record. NCBI's taxonomy places the organism in Eukaryota, Metazoa, Chordata, Mammalia, Rodentia, Sciuridae.